AUGUCGCCUUCUAUUACUUCCGCAAAGACCUACAACAUCGCCUCUAUCCCGGCUGAUGGCAUCGGCCCAGAGGUUAUCGAAGCCGGUAUCACAGCUCUGAAUGCUUUGACGGAUACCCUCCGGACCUUCAAGCUGAACUUCAAGAACUACGAUUGGAGCUCAGAGACAUACAAGAAGACUGGAAAGUACAUUCCCGAUGGCGGACUUGAGGAGCUGAAGAAGCACGAUGCUAUCUUCUUCGGUGCUGUCGGAGCACCUGACGUCCCCGACCAUAUCUCCCUGUGGGGUCUCCGCCUGGCUAUUUGCCAGCCCCUUCAACAAUACGCCAACGUCCGCCCCACUAGAGUCUUCCGCGGUACCGAAUCGCCUCUCCGUAACUGCAAGGCCGGUGAUCUCGACUGGGUGAUUAUCCGCGAGAACAGCGAAGGCGAAUACGCUGGUCAAGGUGGCCGUUCUCACCAAGGCAAGACAUGGGAGGUUGCCACCGAGGUCUCUAUCUUCUCUCGUGUGGGUGUUGAGAGAAUAAUGCGCUUCGCCUUCGAGACCGCCCAGAAGCGUCCCCGUAAGCUUUUGACUAUUGUCACGAAGAGCAAUGCUCAGCGUAACGGCAUGGUCCUCUGGGAUGAGGUUGCCAAGCUGGUUGCUGCUGACUUCCCGGAUGUCACUGUCGACAAGAUGCUAGUUGAUGCCAUGACUACUCGUAUGGUGUUGAAGCCCGAGACUCUGGAUACCAUUGUGGCUACCAACUUGCACGCCGAUAUUCUUUCCGAUCUUGCUGCUUCUCUGGCUGGUUCUAUCGGAAUCGCCCCUACCUCUAACCUUGAUCCCACUCGCCAGUACCCCAGCAUGUUUGAGCCUAUUCACGGCUCUGCUUUCGAUAUCACAGGCAUGGGCAUCUCUAACCCCGUGGCUACUUUCUGGACUGCUGCCGAAAUGCUCGCCUGGUUGGGCGAGGAGGAGGCCUCGAAGAAGCUGCUUGUAUGCGUUGAGAAUGUCUGCGAGCAGGGAGUUCUCACUCGUGAUUUGGGUGGAAAGGCUACAACUAAGGAGGUCACCGCGGCUGUUGUCGCUGAGAUCAAGAAAAUGGGUUCCAAUUAG
Molecule: messenger RNA, 1098 nt
Organism: Penicillium roqueforti
Lineage: Eukaryota; Fungi; Ascomycota; Eurotiomycetes; Eurotiales; Aspergillaceae
Exons: 3
Coding region: 1-1098 (365 amino acids)
Molecular function (GO): magnesium ion binding; NAD binding; oxidoreductase activity, acting on the CH-OH group of donors, NAD or NADP as acceptor
Source: RefSeq, a predicted model, not a curated record